Anneissia japonica is the source of this 2894-nucleotide messenger RNA. RefSeq names its product E3 ubiquitin-protein ligase LRSAM1-like. NCBI's taxonomy places the organism in Eukaryota, Metazoa, Echinodermata, Crinoidea, Comatulida, Comatulidae. The record is from RefSeq and is a predicted model, not a curated record. Gene Ontology annotation, molecular function: protein binding. Bases 42 to 2201 code for a protein of 719 amino acids. The transcript has 20 exons.
UUUUUAUUUUCCCUACAUAAUCGCGACAGGGUAUCGGCAGUAUGCCACUCUUAAGGAAAAAACAAAGCCAAGCAGGCAAGAAGAAGAUGGAGCAUAAAAUGUACUUGGCACGAGAAUCUCCUGAGCCAACAUUUGACCUCUCAGAGUGUGAGAUAACUGAGGUGCCCUCAGGUGUGUUCUCAAUAUGCAAGGUUUUGAGGAAAGAAGGGCUGCUAUUGAAUAACAACAAUUUGAUUUCAUUGAAGGAAGGGGGACUGAUGAAGGACCUCAUCAGCUUAAGGGUUCUUGAUUUACAUAGUAAUGACAUCAAAGAUCUUCCUGAUGACAUCACUCAGCUGAUAAGUCUUCAAGUUUUGAAUGUUGCAGACAAUAAAAUAAAGCAUCUUCCAAAGGAAUUUGGAAAGCUCAAGUCACUUCAAACAUUCAACAUAAAAGGUAAUUUAUUGCAAGAGUUGCCAGAUUCAAUAUGUGAGCUGAAAUUGCUACGUAUGUUGGACGUCACUUGUAACCCAAAGCUGACCAAACUGCCCAAGAAACUGUGCUACGUCAGAACCCUUGAGACUUUGUCAGUAGAUGGGAGUCAGUUUAAGUUCCCUCCUGCCAAUAUUUGCUCAGCUGGAACUGAAAGCAUAAUGAGAUUCUUAUGCACAGAAUGUGGUACAGAGUACAGUCCUCCAAGUCAGCACCUUCUAAACGUUCUUGAUCCGCCAGUUUUCACAUCAGAGGAACAUCAAGCACAGUCAUUGAGGGCCAUCGAGCAAGAAGAUGCCGCUCUAGAGAACACUAUCUUGCAGUAUGAGAAAAUUAAGGAACAAAAACGUCUAGACCGUAUAACAGUUGAGAAGGAGAUGGAGAAGUUUGAGCAAGAAACAGUGAAAGUGUUGCUUCGAAACAGUCACCAGAGACAGCAGCUUGUUACUGAACUAGCUAUGGAGCAGCAGCAACUUGAUAGUGGAAUAGCUAAGCUACAAACACUGAGUGAUAUCAACAGAAAGCAAAUGGUUGCUACUUUAUCAGAUGUGGAAAAACAAUCAGAUAAUCUUCUUAAGGAGCUAAUGGAAAUCAAUGAACAGGCUCGGAGACGAGAAGCCCUACUUGAUCAAAUGGAAAAGGAGAGAAUGGAAAUGGAAGAAAUCUUCAAAGUUGCCACAGAGGAACAUGCUAGUCUCCGUAAACAGGAGAUUAUAAAUGGAAUGAAUAUCAUACUCAAUGAAAGUUUCACCAUCGAAAAGCUGCGAAAAGCCUAUGAAAAAAAUAAAGAGGAAGUACUGGCAAGGGCACAGCAAAGUGAAAAUGAUGCUUUUGAAAAACUUGGUCAUAUGCUAAAUGCCAAGCAAGUGAACCAGGAAAGUAUCGUACAAGAACUGAUGAAAGAGGAAGCCUUCCAAAGGGAAGCAUUUGAAACCUUGUUGAUGGGAAGAGAUGCACGGCACAAACGACUUACAGGAGAGAUUGGAUUGAUUGAGCAGCAGUUAGCUGAUUUGACGUUAUUUGAGAUACAGAAAGCAGCAGUAAAAGCAGAUGCUGAACAAGCACUCCUGGAGCAAAAGAGGCUAGAUCUCACAUGUCUUCUAAAACAAUUGAUGCUGGAGAGAGAGAACAGGGAAUUUGAACUGAAAAAAAGAUUGGAGGAAAUGGAGAGAAGACGUGAAGAUGAUGAGCAAGAUUACUGGUUGAUUCAGUUCCAGAGACUCCUGGAUCGCAAACCUCGCUCACUCAUCAACUUGGAGAGCAAUCUGGAGUACGCUGUUGAGAAUAUCCUAAAUGAGGCCAAUGCCAGUAUUUACAUCCCAAUGUUUGCCAGACAUCAUGUGUCAAUUGAGAGCUUGAUCCAGAUGGAUGAUGAUGACCUCAAAACAAUUGGUGUACGUGAAGCUCAUCUACGUAAAGCCAUUUUGCUGGGCAUUGAGGGGUAUGUGAAGGAAGAGGCCAAUUCGGAGAAGAAGACCAAAGACAUUGAAAGUGGUGCAGCUACGCCGUCAGCUCCCCCAGAAGAACUUGAAUCAGCUGCUGGUGCACUUGCACCUUCAGAGGUCACAGUUCAUGUCAGCACUGAAUGUGUUGUAUGCUUGAAUAAUAAUUCUAAUACACUCUUUUUAAAUUGUGGACAUGUAUGCUGUUGCAACACCUGUUCAGGUGACAUCAACCAGUGUCCGUUAUGCAGGAGACCAAUAGAGAUGAAGGUAAAUCUGAACAGGUAAUUUACUUGUCCAUGUUUCUGGUGAACACCUGUAGGGCCUAUCAACUAGCAUCCAUUAUGCAGUAGGGCAGUAGAGAAGUUAAUACUGAACAGGUAAUAUAUUGCUGGCAGCUGAAGUGCUAAAUUCAACCAAAUUUUAUUUGAUAUUUUGUACGGUAUGCCACAUGAAAGAAAUGUUAAUUUUGGUGACUGGUACAUACAGUACCAGUGGUUGUAUUGGUUAAUACUGUACCAAAGAUUUGGUUUGGUAUAGAGUAUCGUAUGUACUUAUCAAUUCUUGCUAAUUUAUGUUUUCAUAUUUUUACGGAAUAUAUUGUGAAAAAACAAUUUGAUUUGAUAUUUGUACAGUGAAAAAGAUGCUUGAUUUUUAAAAUAAAAUACAGUACCAAUGGUUUUAUUGGUACACACUGUACCAACGAGUGAUUGGUAUGUACAGUGUGAAUGUAUUUAUCAAAGUUUGCUGAAACAUUGCUAUGUUUAACCAAGUUUGACCUGAUAUUUUUACAGUAUACCAAGCAAAAACAGUUCUCAUUUUGGUGAUUGGUACAUACAGUACCAAAGGUGGUAUUAAAACAUACAGUACCAGUGGUGGUAUUGGUACAUACAGUACCAGUGGUGGUAUUUGUAAUGCACACAUUUCCCACAAAGUUUUUUCAUACAUUCAUGCAAUGAUAUUGAGCAACGAUAUUCAAGA